CAAACCAUUUUCGUUAAGGUAAAACUAAUCUUAAUGAGUACUGUUUAUCCAUUUGGGUAAAUGAAGCAGUUUGAGCUUAGUAAAACCUGAUAAAUGAAGAUAACUCAAGCCAACUGAGUGCUGUACAUAAAACCCAAUAAGUUAAGGCAACUCAAACCAUUUGAGGAAACCGAUUACAAACUAUUUGAGUUAAAAAAAAAAAAACUAUAGGAGUACUGUGCACUUACUUUAAGUUGAAGGAAUGAGGUAUUUAACUACCUUAUUACAUUCAACACUGAGUUCAAAACCCUUUAAAAUGAGAAUUAACCUUAAGUAGGCCUAAAUUUUGAGUUAACUAUUUCAUUUGAUAAAGUUGACUGUUGGGUUUUACAGUGUAAAACCACAUUUAAUUGUAUACACUAAACAUGCAGAUCACUACCUUAAACCAAUCAACACCUCCUCUGAUAAAUAAACAGAAUAAACAAUAAAUAAAACGAUUCUUGAAUUUAAAAUCUCCACAAGUAUGGCUGGAUCAUCACUAGAGGGCGCCAUCUGAUAUUAUCCAACAAGAAGAUCUUCUCCGCCGGAGCUUCUGCUGACUUUCAUCUGAACUAUCUUGCAAGUCCUGUAACUGGUAAGUCCUUCUCUGAUAUUCUUUAAUUAACAAAUUUGGCAUCUGCAACCUAUGUAUAUAAAUGCCAUAAACGGUUUUCUCUCAUUUUAGAGGUACGUUUUGUUUAAGAAGAAUCGUCUGAGGUGAUAUAAAAGUGCAAAAUGCUGCACCAUUUCUUAGUCCAUGCAGCUUUUCAGACUAGCAGGUGGCUUCCAAAAGAUCAACGCUUAAAAUUUCAGGUUGUUCUUUUCGUCUUCGUGGUGCUUUUCUUGACACCGCAGUUUUAUGUUUUGUCAAGGCCAAAGUCGUCUCGCUAUUGUGAAAAGCCACUGCUGAAUAAUCUCAUAGUAUUCAUCGUGUUCUCGUUUAUAGCAACAGCCCUUUUCCUUCACACUGAAGGUUUGUCUAUAGCGAUUACACUCACAGACCCAGUUCCCAAAACCAUCCGGGCAGCGUUUCACACAUUUGGUCUGUUUUCAUUCAUUGAGGGACUCUGUACAGUCAUUUUAACCUUGACUGCACCUCAGUGUGCAAACACCACCACAGAAUUGUACAUAUUUUCGUUGGUAGCCUCUUGGGCCUGCAUAUUCUCAACAGCUUUCUUUGUAGUCAGAGGAGGUCUCUGCCUAGUCCAUAAACUAUUUCCUCAUUGGUUAAGAGAUGCGUGCCUCUGGGACUGAAAAAUGAGCUUCUACUACCUUCACUGACACUCAAUACAGGUGCAUUUAUUAUUAACAUGCUUUCAGACAGUUGUGAGACUCUAUUCAUCGAUAUCUCUUUUCACCAAUAUUAGCAUACAAUGGAGGCGAGAAAAUAGACAGACUGCAUUUAUUUAAAGAAAACUUAAGCAUUGUGUUUAGAGUCUGAUUAUUUGGGAUGUGUACUUUGCUCAAAUGCAUUGUAACAAAAGAAAAAGAAAUAAAAACACUGAUGCUUUCAAAAAUAUAUUUUAUUGCUAUGUAGUAAAACCACUGCAAAAUAUGAAAUGGUGUUUUUGAUGCUGUGUAAUACAGUUGUGUGUAAUGGCAUGUAAUACAAGUGAAUACCGUAACAACAGUUCCUGGAAACAUAUAAUGGAAAAGCAAUACACCAUAGAUAUAUACACUAGAUAUCACAUAUGGACCCUGAGUAUGCGUCAAUAGCGCUGCCACAUUUGUACAAUGCUCCCACCACAGAUGUCAUUCAACCUAACUAAACAAGACUAAAGCUAAUGUUAAGUUGCUUGACUUUAGCGCUGUGUACGGGUGUAUUAGCGUGCAAACACAAUAAAACAAAGCAUAAAUGCAGAACAUUUCAUAGGUAAGAUUUUGUUUUUGUAUGUUAUGAACUAUUGUGCUUAACAAUUAAUGUUAUCGAUAGUGAUGUCACUUACUGCACUGAUCAUGAGGCAAAGUAGCAUCAACUUGCUCAAAAUUCUAGGUUUAUGCUUUUGUUAAAUUAAAUAAGCAAAUAAGAUGCUGCGGUGCCAGAAAAUUUUAUUAUUGUGGUCUAAGCGAAUGAGUCUUUCAUAACAGAGAUUCAUUCAUAAACAAAUCGCUCCCUCCCUUAAAAUGAGAGGUGAAAGCGGAAGAGGGGGUGUGUUUCAGGACACAGAUCAGAUCAAAUUUAACAGGGAGGGAGGAUAAUACAUUUUCAUGCACACAAACAUACGCUUUUGUCAGCAAUGCCCGUAUGGUCACUUAUUCAUCAAUGAAGAGAAGUGAUGUCAAAUUAUAAUUUUCUUAAUUAAAAAAAAAAUUGCAUAUAUAGAUCAAUGGGAAAACUUCCCAUUAUAGAUGCAUGUAUAUUUGUCUGUAUAUCUUUAGCUCUGGGUGGCCAGUCCUCCACUGCACCUUGGUCCCAAAUUUAAUUCAAAGGAGUGGUACCCUGUACUAAAAUGGCAGCUCUAUUGACACAUUCCUUCCAAUAGACAACAACAAGGUGCUCCCUUGGCGACAUCUAAUGUAAAUAUCUAUGGCAAUACACUUCAUUGAGAAGUGUCAGUUCAUGUUUUAAACCUCUCUGCAAGGCACAUACUUUCUUGGAAUACACACAGUAGGAUUUGUACAAUGUUACACAUUAUUUAUAGGCACUUUACGAAAACCACGAAUCAAUUUAAACAGAAUUUAGAGUGUGAUUUUAAAACCCAGUGCAUUUAUUCGAAAGUUUUAUUAAUAUUUUCACAAAUUAGAUGAUCCGAUUCAUGUGGAAUGUAAUGUUCUGAUUCACUACACAAUGUUUGGCAAACCACUGGCUAUGACACUGGUCUCAAACUGAAUUCCUGAAGAUCCGCAGAUCUGCAGAGUUUAGCUCCAACCACCUCCAAAUCACACCUGCUUAAUAGUCUCUUGCAGUCUUUAACACCUUGAUUAAUUGGAUCAGCUGUGUUUGAUUAGGGUUGGAGCAAAACGGCGGCCCUUCAGGAAUUAAGUUUGAGACCCAUAGGCUUUGAUAAUACUACCCAGCUGUCCAUAAAAGUCUUGCAGUGUCUCAAAAAUCAUGAAAUGUGCUUCUUCAAUUUAAACAAUAUCUGUAGAAAGGCAUUCAUGUUAAGAUAUGAAACCAAUGUAAGGCGUUGUGCCAUCUGAAUUGCUUGACACACAAUAAACCAUUGUUUAUGGAGGAAUGACAAA
Molecule: messenger RNA, 3204 nt
Organism: Danio rerio (zebrafish)
Lineage: Eukaryota; Metazoa; Chordata; Actinopteri; Cypriniformes; Danionidae
Source: RefSeq, a predicted model, not a curated record